Messenger RNA from Entrophospora sp. SA101, 435 nucleotides. The record is from the annotation of a GenBank genome assembly. NCBI's taxonomy places the organism in Eukaryota, Fungi, Glomeromycota, Glomeromycetes, Entrophosporales, Entrophosporaceae.
AUGACAAUAUAUCGUGGAAUAUAUAUUCCUGUAAAUGGUCCUCCGGAAGUAAAAAGAAUUAAUAAUACUAGUGAAGAAAUCUGUCGCCUACUAGAAUGUACCAAUAAUCAGCAUAUUACCAUUUGCGACUUGGAUAAUUAUGAUCUUGCUAUAUUAUAUGAUGAUGAUGGUUAUGCUAAAUCUUUACCUCAGAAUCCAUUAGCGACUCGUCUUAUAUAUCAACGAAUGGGACGGGAUGAUUUACCACCAAUUCGAGGGCCUGUUGUAUUAGUUGACGAUUACAGAAAAUUAUCUCUCAAAGAUCUUCGUAAAUUAUUAAAAAUACCCUAUAAUAGGGAGCGGAUUGAAAACGCCAGUAGGAAAAUGUUAGAAGAUGUACAGGCUUUUUUGAAGCGACAGCAAGAUACUAAAGAUUAUACUUUGGAUGCGAAAUGA